AUGAAGUAUCCUCCCGCUCCUCAGAGUAAAUCUCUGUUAGAUAUGGAUGUAGCCAACUAUUGUGAAGGCCUGGAUCCCUCAUACAGCACACUGGGCUUUGAGAAUGCAGAGGUGCUCUAUGGAGGAGGAGACAGCAUGCCGACAGAGCCGAGCCUGCCCGGUCCAGACGGGGUGAGUAGUAACUGCGCCAUCUGUGGAGACAAAGCCACAGGGAAACACUACGGAGCCUUCAGCUGUGACGGCUGUAAAGGCUUCUUCAGACGCUCCAUACGCAAGAGCCAUGUCUACACCUGCAGAUUCAGCAGGCAGUGCGUAGUGGACAAAGAUAAGAGGAACCAGUGUCGUUUCUGCAGACUCAACAAAUGCUUCAGAGUUGGCAUGAAAAAAGAAGCUGUACAGAACGAGAGAGAUCGGAUCAGCUCCCGAAGAAAUAUCGCUGACGCACAAGACUUGCCACCCAUCACUAUUCUGGCCCAAGCAGAAUCACUUUCCCAACAGAUCACUACUCCGGUUGGAGUUGCAGACAUAUCAGAGCAGAAGUCAGCCACCAUUGGGGAUAUUUGUGACUCCAUGAGACAGCAGUUAUUGGUGUUGGUGGAAUGGGCCAAAUAUAUUCCUGCCUUUGGAGAGCUGCCGCUGGACGACCAGGUGAGCUUGCUCAGGGCUCACGCAGGUGAACACCUCUUGCUCGGAGUCGCCAAAAGGUCAAUGCCAUUCAAGGACUUCCUGCUCUUAGGUAAUGGCUGUGUGAUCCACAGGAACAGUCCGGAACCAGAGAUCUGUCGGGUAGCCAACCGAGUGCUGGACGAGCUAGUUCAGCCCUUCCAGGAUAUUCAAAUAGAUGAAAACGAGUAUGCAGCGCUCAAGGCCAUUGUCUUCUUUGACCCAGAUGCAAAGUCUUUACGGGAUCCAUCAAAGAUCAAGGCCAUGCGUCUGCAGGUCCAGAUGAGUCUGGAGGACUACAUCAAUGACCGUCAGUAUGACUCCAGGGGUCGUUUUGGAGAGCUGUUACUCCUGCUGCCCACCCUGCAGAGCAUCACCUGGCAGAUGAUCGAACAGCUCCAGUUCAUUAAGCUGUGCGGCCUGGCCAAGAUAGACAACCUGCUGCAAGAGAUGCUGCUGGGAGGUCUUACUUCAGAGCCCACACACCUGCACCACCCAGCGCACACCCAGCUGGCCCAGGACCCUCUGACUGGACACACACUGGUCAUCAGCAGCAUGCCCGUCACUCACACCCCGCUGAUAGCCUCUCCAGACACUCCCAUCCCGUCGCCCCCUCAGGGUCCAACCCCAGAGAAGUACAAACUCUUUCCCCAGCCUCUUUGUCCUCCGGCCAGCCCCUCGGCGUCCACACAGACAGAUCCCUGA
Molecule: messenger RNA, 1368 nt
Organism: Chelmon rostratus (copperband butterflyfish)
Lineage: Eukaryota; Metazoa; Chordata; Actinopteri; Chaetodontiformes; Chaetodontidae
Gene: hnf4g
Product: hepatocyte nuclear factor 4, gamma
Exons: 11
Coding region: 1-1368 (455 amino acids)
Biological process (GO): cell differentiation; regulation of transcription by RNA polymerase II; anatomical structure development
Cellular component (GO): nucleus
Molecular function (GO): nuclear steroid receptor activity; zinc ion binding; RNA polymerase II cis-regulatory region sequence-specific DNA binding
Source: RefSeq, a predicted model, not a curated record